GUCGACUAAGAUGACGUGCCCCCGCCACCGAGAUGGCUACCGCCGUUAGGCUUUCUCUCGCUCCAGUCGCCGCCAUCGCCCACCUCUCCUCCCACUCCGCUGGUAGGAUUAGGGCUUCCUCGGUGAUGGCAACCAUCACCUUGACGCCGGCGGUGAUCGUGGGUGGCGGGAGAGUCGGUCGGAUGCUGCAGUCACUGGGCGACGGCCGUGACGUCCUCGUCGGCAGGGGUCAGCCGGUGCCCGCCGAGUUCGAAGGCCCCAUCCUCGUCUGCACCCGCAACGACGACCUUGAGGCCGUCCUUGCCUCCACCCCUCCCUCGCGGUGGAACGAUCUGGUGUUCUUCCAGAAUGGGAUGCUCGAACCGUGGCUUGAGAGCAAAGGGUUGGGUGAUGCGGAUCAAGUCUUGGCUUAUUUUGCUGUGUCGAAACUGGGGGAGGAUCCGAUCGAUGGCAAGACCGACACGAAUCCUGAAGGACUGACAGCAGCGUAUGGGAAAUGGGCAUCAGCAGUAGCCGCACGCCUCCAUGGUGGAGGCCUUUCUUGCAAGGUCCUUGAAAAGGAAGCUUUUCAGAAGCAAAUGUUGGAGAAGCUCAUAUGGAUCUCAGCUUUCAUGCUGGUCGGAGCCCGCCAUCCGGGGGCUACCGUUGGUGUUGUGGAAAAGGAAUAUCGAUCUGAAGUAGCGAACCUCAUUGCAGAGUUAGCAUCUGCAGCUGCUACAGAGAAACAACUAAUGUUCGAAGAAGGCAUGGAGGAUAGGCUAUGUGCUUAUUCCAGGGCUGUUGCGCACUUCCCGACUGCUGUUAAGGAGUUCAAGUGGAGGAAUGGCUACUUUUACUCUCUCUCAGAAAAGGCACUCGCAGGAGGAAGGUCAGACCCAUGCCCUCUGCAUACAGCUUGGCUCAAGGAACUCAGGAUCAUUUGAGGUUCCAUAUAGUGGCUUUUCAUCUAUAUCUCUGUUGGCUUAUCUAAACAUGAAACCACAUUUGAUUCUAUUUUAUGAUCAUCAGAGAAGAAUUUUGUAUAUCAAAUAUACUAUGUCCCCAGCGGUUUUUGUUUCUAUUUUAUGUCCCAUUGUAUAUCACGACUGGUAUAUUUGAGACUAAUCUGGCAGGAGAUAUGAUGAAAAGGAAAAUUGUGAGAAUUAGUUAUCA
Musa acuminata AAA Group (dessert banana) is the source of this 1152-nucleotide messenger RNA. RefSeq lists its product as uncharacterized. The transcript has 5 exons. Lineage: Eukaryota; Viridiplantae; Streptophyta; Magnoliopsida; Zingiberales; Musaceae. The record is from RefSeq and is a predicted model, not a curated record. Bases 33 to 923 code for a protein of 296 amino acids.